This is a messenger RNA of Rubroshorea leprosula, 1950 nucleotides long. Lineage: Eukaryota; Viridiplantae; Streptophyta; Magnoliopsida; Malvales; Dipterocarpaceae. The record is from the annotation of a GenBank genome assembly.
CACUCUUCUGGCUUUCUCUGUUUCUACCAGGAACUAGAGAGAGUUGGAUAAUAAUGAUAAAUAGAUAGAUACCAUUUCUCACUUUCCUCUUCUAAAUUUCUUUGGUGUUAUAUAUAUCAACCAGUGAGGCAUAAAGGGUAAGGUGUUUAGGGUUCUAUUGGCUGCAAGAUUGGAACUUUAGAAGACCCUUUUGUUUAUUUAUUAAGGGUGGACUCUCAAGAAUCAAAGUGAGAAUUGUAUUUGUGGCACCAAACAACCAACUGCUACUAUGUUAAGUCAUACUCUUUGGUUUUGAAUCUGGGAAGAAAGAGGGAAAAGAAGCUAUUGAAUUAUUGGGGGUUUCAUGUUGGUGGGAAAUACUAUUUAAUUUUUAGCAUUGGAGAUUCAUAUAUGAGUUGGGUUUGAGAUUGAGAUCGAUCUCUGUGGUGAGGAGGAGUAUGUUUUUGAAUAUUCCCAUAUGAUCUGUGGAAUGUUAGAAAGCAGAGAAAAUAGGUGGCAUUUGGGGCAUACUCAUCUGAAGAUGUCUUGGGUUCAGCAUAAAAUCUAUCAUAAGGAUGGUUAUUUGACAUACCCACCUCCUCUCUCCGCUUCAUAUCCACCGCCAUAUGCCAGUUCGUUUCACAGAGAAUCAACCUCUUCGUCAUCACCAGCAUCAUCUGGUAGGAGUCCUGCAGUUCUUUUCAUUAUAGUGAUCUUGGCUGUUCUGUUUUUCAUCUCUGGUCUUCUCCAUCUGCUUGUUAGAUUUCUCGUAAAGCACCCUUCGUCCUCGGGAUCUCAAUCUAAUAGAUAUCCAGAUAUGUCCAGGUCUGAUGCUCUACAAAGGCAGCUACAACAACUUUUCCAUCUCCAUGAUUCUGGUUUGGAUCAAGCUUUUAUAGAUGCUCUUCCUGUUUUCCAGUACAAAGAGAUAGUGGGUCUAAAGGAGCCUUUUGAUUGUGCUGUUUGUCUCUGUGAGUUUUCUGAGAAAGAUAAGCUGAGAUUGCUUCCUAUGUGUAGCCAUGCGUUUCAUAUAAAUUGUAUAGACACUUGGCUACUAUCAAAUUCAACAUGCCCUCUCUGUAGAGGAACUCUGUUCGCUCCUGGCUUCUCAAUGGAAAAUCCAAUGUUUGAUUUUGACGAUGUAAGAGAAGAUAAUGGAUGUUCUGGUCAUGGAGAAAAUGGAUUUACCCCUGGUCAGAAGACAGUGGAAAUGGAAGAAAUUGUUGUUGAGAAAGGGAUCUUGCCUGUCAGACUAGGCAAAUUCAAAAGGCUGAACAAUGGGGCAGCCGAGGCAGGAGGAGAGAGUAGCAGCAGUAAUUUGGAUGCAAGAAGGUGUUAUUCCAUGGGUUCAUAUCAGUAUGUGCUUGGUAAUUCAGAUCUUAGGGUUGCCUUGUCUAAUGAUCAACAUGGCUGUGAUAUUAAGCUUUCAAACGAUGUAGAGCAAAGUGGAAAGUCUUCAGCUGAGAGGGAUGGGGAAGGGAAGAAGAUUAGCAGUGUGACAAAAGGUGAGAGCUUCUCUGUUUCCAAGAUCUGGCUUUGGUCCAAGAAAGGGAAAUUUUCAAGCUCUUCAGAAAUCCAAAUUGGUAUGCCUCCUUCUGCAACCAUGGACUUACCAUGGAUGGGGAAAACACAAGACAAGUGAAAGGUAAUUUAUUUGGUGCUUUCUUGUUUGAUCAUUACCAUUUGAUCAAUGCUUGUCAUGCCUUUGCUGAGCUCUUCUCAAAAAUUUUUUGCGAAUGCCAAUUCAAGAGCUGAUAUGAUUGUUUGUGGCAUAUUGUUGAUGUCCAUGCCCUAUAUCUUUUUUUCUUUAAAACAUCUAGUGAACUUACUUACAAAGGCAUUCUUGUUGACUUGAAGGGAAUGAGAAAAUUGCAAUUCAUGUAGGUGAUGUAAUGUAGUUAAGAGACAUAAAUAUUUUAUUGACUAUUGCUCUCUUCUUGUUUGUUGCAACAAUAAACUAAUGAUAGCAUA